UAAAAUGGCUCCUUCAGGCGGCUGAGGUUCGCCUGGGCCGUGGGUGACGGCCCGCGUCCCCCUCCGCUCUCUGCGUUUCUCCGGCACACGGUGGCUUGUCCCAUCGCCCCGGUUGGGUGCGGGCCCCGGGCCCCGGUGCUGCGGAUCGGCCCCUGCCCGCCAGUGCAGGUUGUUUCUGUGAGAACGACGCUGCUGUAGCCCCCGGGGUUUCUGCCCGCUGCUGUUUCCCUCCCGCGCUCCCGAGCCGCCCUGUUGCCCGCCGGGCCCGCGGGUCGCUGCUCUGCCCCUCCCCGUCCCCGCUUCCCGGGCCGGGCAGCCGAGGCCUCCUCCCGCCCGAAAGAGGAGGGACCCCGCGUCCUUUUGUGCGAGGUGCGCUGCUUCCCCUGGCUGCAGGAGCGGCCUCUGGCCGGGCCCCCUCCGGCCAUCGGGGGGGUCCGGCUGUCGCUGUUAAACCAGUGAAACUCAUCGAUCGCGCAGCUGGAGGGCUUCGGACGAGCUGCUGUGGCUUUGUAACCUCGUUAGGACUGUGUCUUUUUCCUCUAAUGGCUGCAGGUGUUCACGUACACGUGUGACAGGUCUCUUCUAUGUUCGUUGUUUUGUGGGUUUUUCUUAGGGAUGAUCGAGGCAAGCAGGAAUUAGAAACUGCUUGAAACGGGAGUAAAAUGUAUGUUCAAGUCCUCCAUCACCAUUUAUUUUUUAAAGAAACUUGCAGAGAUUUUUUUGUGUUUUGAUUCUUUAGAGGAACACCUGAGCAUCCUUUUAGUGACUCUUUUUGAUGAAUCAGUGACAGUAGCUUUGCAGUUAUAUGUAGUUACUGUCUGGAGAAACAAGCAAUGAAAUUUUGGAAGAACAGUGUCAUAUUCCAAUAAUUAUUUUUACACGAGUAUUGUUGCCCUUUUUAUGGUGUUAGUUAAAAAAAAAAUAAAUUCCGUAGGCCGAAAGUUCUUUACCUGGCUGUGCAAUGACUGCUGCUGCUUCCUCGGGGAGGUGAACAAAACCUGUUCUUGUGUUGAUUGCUUGGACAAAAGGUGGCUGUGUAGCUAAGAUCUAUUCAGGUAAAUAAACUAAUCUCUGAAGGGGAAAUAGCUAAGUCUCAGAAAGUUAAGCAACGAGUAUACUUAGUUGGGGGGGUUGUUUGGUUUUUUUCUUUUUUUGUUUUUUAUUAUUACUUCAAUCUCCCAUUUUGCAACCAAUAUUUAUAUUUUUAAGAAUUGUUUUCUUGUCUGUAUUCCCACUGAGGGGUUAUUGUUAGGAAUUAAUUAUAUUAGGUUAAUAUCCAGAACAUUUAUAUUGGGUUCCUUGAUGGAUCUGUUGUUUGUAUUACAAAGCUGCUAUAGCUUUGUGCUUUCAGUAUUCACACUGCCUCCUGCCAAAGAUAGAAGUAAAAUAAUGUUUUCAGAGUAUGCAAAGUCUGAAAAGUCCUAUGGAGCGGUUUCUGUGACUGCUGUUUAUUAGUUGUUGGGGUUUUUUGUAUGUUUGGGUUUUUUUGUGGUGGAAAAUUUAUAUGUUGGAAAGAGCUGCUGACUGUGUCGAGUCUCUGUUUGGAAAACUUCUCUUUUUGCUCCAUAACACUGAGAUUUCUCAAUAAGUCUGGCAUGUGCCAGUGUCUUGUCUAUUGGUGUUUUUUAUAAUUGAACAUAACGGCAGGUACUUGAGUAGUUUGUAAUUUGGGGGAGUUGUGCUUCUAUUAAAGCACCUUUGUAAGUUUUUUUUUUUCUUCAGUAAUACUUUUUUAUUGUGAUGCUACUAAAAUACUUGAAAUAAGAAAUUUCAUUUCAGAGUAAUGUUUUACAUUUAACUUCCACUGAAAGUGCCCAUAGGCAUAAAAUUAAGCAUGUGCAACUUUGAGGCUGUAGUGUUUAGUUUGCUAUUCCCAGUUGGAUAGGACUCUUAUCAUGCAUUGAAUAUCCUGGUGCUUCAGUUUGCUCCAUACAGGCACGUGAACCUGAGAGUAAAGCAAAAAAUGUCACUGGGAGAAAGAACUGCAGAAACCAGAAAAAACUUUGUAAAGAACCCGUUUUCCUGGAAAUCGGCAAAAUAAGAGUUCUGAGUACCCUCUCCGUUCUUCCACCCCCCUCACGCUUAAGUACUGACUAGUGUGAUGCACUUUUGAAAAACUAAAUGCCAAAGGAGUAAGGGGGCUUUAAGUUCAGUUUAUGCCCUUUUGUGUUUUACCUGUGUAGAUGCACAUUGUCCCAAAACACUUCAAUGAAAGUUGAGUAUGAUCAGGAUUUUUUUUUUAAAAGCUUAUUUUAUCAGCAUUAAGAUAUUGUCCACAUAUGUGCUUUGCCUCUAAUUUAUUAUUUUUAAAUCAUAAUGUUGAUUAAUCUGAUCAGGAAAUUGAAAAUAAUUAUGGAAAUAACUUGUCAAUGAAAUUGCUUAAUUUGCACUAUUUAAAAACUUUCAUUUCUAAAGUAUUGGGUAAAAUCAUUGUAGAGCUUUUUUUCCUUCUUGAGCUCACCCAUCUCUUUAUUAAAUUCUUUUUUUAAGCAAAUGCUAACCAAAUAUGCUCAUAUUAAUCAACAUCCACUCUGGUUUUGUGUCAUUUUGUUUCAACUUCAGCAAGUUCUCUAUUAAGAAUGUGGCUGGUUGAACAGAAGAAUCCCCCUCCUCAAGCAUGAUGAUUUCAUGGAAAGAAAUUGACAGAAGAAUUAAAAAUAUAGUGGAUGUGCUAGAGCUAAGUUUAUGGACAUUAAGAAUAAAAAAAUAUUUUAAGUAGUGCUUGUUAUCCAGUGACUUGGUUUUGGAAAAGUCGAAGUAUUUUAUCACCACUGAAUGCUUUUGGUGAGGAAGUUAGACAAAUGACGCUUUUUUUUUUUUCUUUUAUUGUUGUCAGGUGACAGGCAACUCUUAUUUCCUUUCAUACUUGUCAUUAUUUUAAAUAGGGUGUUGUUUAUUUAGUAUGUGUUCUGUGGUACAACUUAACAUGUUUCCCAGAGCAGCGAACAAGAGGGAGUCUAAACAAAUCUGCACUUCAGUAGCUCCACGUGAAACUUUGAUUAGUUUUUUUCGAGCUUCUGAUAACAUUUGUUGUAAAGGUUUAGUAGUUUUGUACCAGUAUUAAUGUGCUGUUGGUCUAAAUAGAUAAAAUUUUUUAACAGAACAAAGGUUGAACUCCCAUUUUAUAACUGUGUAUUGGUUCUGUUCCUUCCUUCUAAUGAGAUGUCUCUUUCUGCUCUGUGCAGAAUGUUACAGUGAGCUAAAUAGUAAAAACUAAUAAAGCACUUCAAGAAAUGUAUGACUUUGCACGUCAGCCAUCUUGUUGAAGGAAGUAUGCAUAAUUCCUAGGUAUGUGAGAAGCUUUUGGGUUAGUUUAGCUGUGAAAGUGCCUUAUAUUUUCUUCAUGAAGCUUGUAUGCAAAAUACUUAACUACCUGUGGAAUUACGUAACUGAUCAACUUUGAGAUAAUUUCUUUGCCAAAAAACCCACAAACGGUGCGGGGGUCGGGCUCGUUUAGCUAUUGUAUUCCACUCUCCUGAAGUGGCAGUGUGCCACCUCUGAGCAAAGGAAGGCGUAUUGCUUUCCACACCUUUUGAAACACAGGCACAAUGUGUGCUUAUGCUCAGGGGUUCUGUGUUCACUUGGAGAGUGCUGUGAUCGCCCUGUGGUGUCUAAUGACCGGUGUGGGAAACAAGAGUUUUUCUGAAAGUCAGGGGUUUAUUUUUCUUUUAAUUUUUUUGUUUGUUUGUUUUAAUCGAGCUUAAUAAAUUCUAGGUUGUUCUGGACCAUGUCAGCUGGGAAGACUGCUCUUUUUGAAAACAAAUUCUUUUUACCAUCUUCCGUGUGUGGUAAAGGAGUGACUACAGAAGCCUCCCUGAAGAGGUGUAUUUUCAAGCCUCAGUGAGAAGAUCAACUUGUAAUUUCAAAAAGUUUAUUACUGAAGCCUUUUUUCCCCUCCCCUUUUCAUAAAGAGGAACAUUGAGAAAUGCAUAAAGUUUACUUAUUUUGGUAACUUUUAAAAUAUACAUGUCUUCAAGGUAGCAAAACUUACGAGAUGCUUUUUAUACAGAAGUUUAUUAUGUAUACUAUUAUAAUAUUUAUAGACGAAUAGCUACUUAAGGGAUCAGUUUUGGUUUUAUUAUAGAGUAACAGGGCAUAGUAUGAAGCAAAAAUGAUUUAACUUCUCUUAUAAAUUUCAGGGAAAGUUGGGAGAUUGCUGUCAAAACUGUUUAAAAUGUCAUCUUUUCUCACAAGUGAGAUGUCACUAACUUGACAGUUUCAUCUAGUGAACGUAGGCUGCUGCUAAAUUCCUUUUUUUUUCCUAACAUUUUUCUGUCCCCUUAGAGAUUGACUUCUUUUGUGGUUUUUUUUUAGUUUGGAUAGGAUUUUUUAGUGGGAUUUUUGGAAACUCUGAACUAUCAUUUUACUGACUUAGUGGUAUUGCUAGACUGCUUGUUGUCCUGUCCUUUUUUCACCCCAUGUGUAUUUCCUCUUAAGAGGGCCAAAUGAAUUUCAUUUGAAAUUUCUGUGUGAUUUAAUGAUUUUUUCCUUUCCAUUUCAUUUCCCGUGCUUUGUUAGAGAAAGCCUAGUUUAAACUUAUUUUGUUCUUUUUAUUUAGCAUCUUGCUCUAAAUUUUGAUACCUUUCAGUCAUACUCUGAAAUGGUAAGGUGUGAGUUGAGGGUAAGGCAUGACAGAAGUUCAGGACAGAAGAGUAAUGUAAAAGAAUAGGUUUUGGUGGGGUUUUCUUUUGUUUGCUUGGGGUUUUUCAUGGGGGACAGGAGCAGGUUGUUAUUUUGGUUUUUUGUUGUGGUUACCUCCCCCAUGUUCUUUAUCAUAUCAUCUUCUCUUGGUGAGUGAAAACUGAAAGAAUACUUCUGAAAGACUUCUGCAAUUCUACUCUGUGUGAAAGUGUUGUAAAUGCUUUUAAAAUAGUAAUUAUAUUGGAAAGUAGGAAUUAUUUUGAAGGAUGCAAGGAAGAUAAGUGAUAGAACUUACAUCAGUUAAACAGCUGUACUGGUAUGGAUGAAAUACAUGGACAUGGCUGAUGUCUUGCUCAGGUGGAUCAUCAAAAGUUGUUGAUAGUUCUUCAGUGACUGGUUUUAUGUGAUCAUGAGGUAAUGGGGAGAGAUCCUUACCACUUCAUUUUGUAGUUAUUUCUGGGAAGAGAGAAGGUGGCAAGGAUUAAAAAUACUCUUCAAUGCUCUCUUUAAAUGCUUUUAAAUGCUCCUCUUAUCAGUAACUGAAGCUGCAGACCUUGGAUUUUGUGUUUGUCUACAAUAACUUCUUUGGCUCCAAGUUCCAAUUCUUGAUGAAUCAUUAGUUGUGUUUCCUGGUGUGUAUCUUAUUCUGAAGAAGCACCCUGUUACAAUUGAAUUGGGUUUUUUCUGUAGUUAUUAUUUUAGGUGAGGGGUUGGUAUGUUUUUUGUUUGUUUUUGUUAGGGUUUUUUUUUGGUUUUGUGUGGUUGGCUUUUUUGGGGGUAGGGGGAGUGUUAGCAUUUGUUUUGAAAGGGAAGUCUGAUCUUACAAAUAUUACAAAGUUAGCUGUUGCUUCUAUUCCUGCAGGCAGUAGUGACAGCAGAUCUAGGUGGUUUGACAUGGUGACAGUGGCCAGUCAGUCAUUUGGCCCUUAAAUGACUGAGCAUCUUCAGAGCAGAAAGAUAAGAAAGUGCUGAGGAUCCAGAGUGCAGUAUUUAGUUUCUGUGGUAAUGAUGGAGCUAAGAUCCAAAUGUAUAGGUUGCUUAAGAAGUAGUACAGAAUCGAGAGACUUUAGUGCUUUGGAUAGUAGAGGUGUCUGUUUUCUCAUGUUGAAGAUAACAUACAAUGUUAAAUAUUUUUGUCAUUCAUAUUGCAGAAUGGAUAUAAAUUGUUCAUGAAGAACAGUUGGGUUGGUAUAGAUUAAGAUACAGCUUGCUAAUUGUUUCAUUAUAGUAGGAAGUAGAGGAAGAAAAUUCUCUAAAAUCUUCCUUUGUGACUCCUUGGAGCUCUGAAUCUCUUAAUCCCUGCCUGUAGUCUUUCUCAUACAAAUCUUAUUAGGUACUUUUUCAGCAUCAUCCUUAAGUCCUUAAAUUCUUGCAGGUUACUGUGAUUCCAUUUGUCUCUCCUUUUGAAGCUUUGUAGGAGGUAUAACUAGAUGAUCUAUGUUGCAUCAGAAGAUGAGAUGUAAUUGCUUGCCAAUGACAGGCACAAUGUGCAACUGCUAUCAGGUAGCUUCUCUUCAGCUGCAAUUUACAUCUACAGUUAUUUGGUUGAGGAAGCUUGAAAUAUGUAGGAAUUAAGGCUUUUGCCUGUGUCGCUCUAGUUUUGAGGUUGUAUGUUUGUUAGUGCAGCCCCUAAGGGUCUUAAACAGUUCCAAAAGGACUUGAUGUACAUUAAAUGAUGUCAUAUUUGGUUUUGGCAACUUUAUACAGAUUUGCUGUCAUAACUGAUAUUAAAAAAACUCUACAGGUGGUAAUCCUUAGGUGCUUCAGGUAAAUAGUUAAGAACACUAAGCCGACUUUUACAUUGUGUAGUAUUUUUAGCACCUCCCAACACUUCUAGGCUGUGCAGUGUCUAGGGAGUGAGACGGGGGAUGAUGGGUUGCUUUUGUCCAGGCUUUCAGAGUUCUUGUUCAAGAAUUGAUUUCAAAUGUAAAAGAUAUGGACAGUUCAAUAUCCUCAUGAAGAAGGGCCAUCUGAGGAAGCUUUUUAUUGAAGGGUGUUUUGUAAAUAUGAUGUCACUUUGAAUGGUUUUCUAUAUUGCUGGUCAGUUUUACUGGGGGGAAGUAGAAAUAAUUCCCAGAGAAACUGGCAAUUGUCGCAAGGGAUGAAGUAUAAAGGAAAGAAUUUAGGAAGCUAUUAAACAUUGAAGAAUACAAAACCAGAGGAGAGAUGAUGAAAAAUCAUGUUACUGGUUCCAAAACAAAAUUAUUUUAUCAUGAACAGUGGUUUUCAAAUGUAGAAACGCUAAAUAAAAUUUGGUAAUAUUUCAGUGAGUGUACAUAAUUUUUUCAGAGAAAGUACUGUAAUUAGCUUCACUGAUAUCCAUCUUAAUAAGGGUAACUAUUAUGCAGACCUGAUUAUAUGGUUCACCUGUCACAGCCAAGCAUUGAAUUUGGCCUUCAUUGUUGAAGUUUGGCAGGCCUGUCAUCCCAAUAGGUGACAUUCUCCAUGUGUCCCUUGUCCUUUUCAUUGAGGUAAAAGGGAAUGGUAGUGUGGCUAUAAUACUUGUUACUAGGGAGUUCUCAAGUUCCAUUUCUGGUGGACUUUCUGUCUUGAAAUAUGAGGACAGCAUCCUUUGAAAAGAAUUUCAGCCCAGAGUUCUGAAGAAUUUUAACUGCAAGAAAAAAUGCAAAUCUGGACAUAGGUAGAGUAAGAAAUAAAUUGAGAAAAACACUGUGAGGACAGGCAGGAGGAGAAAUAAUACAGAUAAACAUGAAAUGUAACACCUAUGGGAGGGGAACUUGCUAUGCAUUUUGUCAUUAAGCAUUUUGCACGCUUUUGUGAAUUUACAGAUUUUUAUAGCAUACUAUUCUGUAGGGGAUUUUAUAACUAAGCUCCCUAGAAAUGCUGUGCACUAUAAAAUAUGAGGAAAUCCUAACCUGCUCUUUGUUUGCUUGUUUUCCUAGUUUUUCUCUUGUGUGUCUUACCAUGCAAGAAAAAAAAACAAACCUCCUGUCUUUACUUGUAUUGGAUUGCUUUAAUUAUACUAUUCUAUGUCUUAGUUUAUAUGGAUUAUAUAAGGAAAACAGGAUAACAAUGAGGAAGAAAAAGUAGGAAGAAUAAUAAUUUAUGUUGCUUAUGCCUAUGUGCAUGUAUUAUGCAAGUAAGUAUGUACAUAGAUAGGUUUUGACUGGAAAUCUUUGGCCAUUCUGUUGAACUGAUAGUGUCUUAGUAAUCUGUAGGAGUAAAAUUUGGGAUAUUCAAUACUGAGAAUGCAUAGCUAUUAUUUUAGGGGGGGGAAUCAAUGAUACCAAUACUUCAGUAUAUUGUGCUAAUUAGUUUUUAGUGUAUCUAUGUAUCUUAAAAAAAAGUCUGAGGGGAGGAGGGUAGCUUUGCAAAUACAGUAAAACACUGAGAACUCAGUAAGCUCAUUGUUAGAACGUAGACACUUAUACAGUUUUAAAGAUAUUAAAAAAAAUUGUUUUAUAAAAUAGUUUCUUGCACUUUACCUGCUGGCUUUUCAAUUUGAUAGAUAACAUCUGAACUCCAGCAGAGUUUUAUAAUCCCCACGUGCUUAAAUAUACUAAAUGUUCUUUUUCCAUUAAGGUUAAUGUUCGUGAAGAAAUUGAAGAGUUUUUUCCAAGAAUGUGGAAGAUAAAUCAAGAUAAAAGAAGGCUAAUGAAAAGUAUUAAAGAUCAGAAAAUUAAAAUUGAAUGGGGGAAAAAAUUGAACAGAAGAUUGGUCAGAUAGAAGCACUUGAAUAUUUUUUUAAGGCUAUAAUGAAUUGUUUGAAUUGGGGAAGAAUACACGAAGUAUGAAAAAUGAAAAACUCAAUGAAGAAUGAAGAAAAGUAGAAAGCAAGAGUGAAGUAGAAUUAAAAGAAUCUGGAAGAAUGAAUGGGUCCUAGGUUAAGUAAAUGAGUCUCGCUCCCAGUCAAAAUCUCCAGCUGGGAGUCCUGCUCGUGUAAAAUCGGAGAGCAGGUCAGGAUCUCGCAGUCCAUCGAGGGCUUCCAAACAUUCUGAAUCGCACUCGAGGUCAAGAUCAAAAUCAAGAUCCAGGUCCAGAAGACAUUCGCACAGACGUUACACUCGUUCCAGAUCCCAUUCUCAUUCCCAUAGGAGACGUUCUCGAAGCAGAUCGUACACCCCAGAGUACCGUCGUCGAAGGAGCCGUAGUCAUUCUCCUAUGUCCAACAGGAGAAGGCACACUGGCAGCAGAGCUAAUCCAGAUCCCAAUACCUGUCUUGGAGUGUUUGGUCUCAGUUUGUAUACCACUGAGAGAGAUUUGCGUGAAGUCUUCUCCCGCUAUGGACCUUUGACCGGUGUCAAUGUGGUUUAUGAUCAACGGACUGGACGAUCAAGAGGAUUUGCUUUUGUUUACUUUGAGAGAAUUGACGAUUCUAAAGAGGCGAUGGAGCAUGCAAAUGGAAUGGAGCUGGAUGGCAGGAGGAUUCGAGUGGAUUACUCGAUCACCAAGAGAGCACAUACACCCACCCCAGGCAUCUACAUGGGCAGGCCAACACACAGUGGAGGAGGUGGUGGCGGUGGAGCUGGUCGUCGCCGGGACUCAUAUUAUGAUAGGGGCUAUGACAGAGGAUAUGACAGAUAUGAAGAAUAUGACUACAGAUACAGGAGACGAUCACCAUCGCCUUACUAUAGUCGAUACCGAUCACGAUCAAGAUCCCGCUCCUAUAGUCCAAGGCGCUACUGAAGGUCAGAAGAGUUCCGGUUGAGGACUUGAUUUUUAAAUACAAAGUUCAGAUCUCUAGCUUCCCUACUGCUUUCCCUUCUAUCCUCCCUUUCUUGUCCUCUUUCCAGCUCUUUCACAAGUCUUUGGUUCAUUUAGAAUAUACAUGUUUUCAGUUGAAGUAUUCCUAUUUUCCAUCCCUCCUUAUUGUAAUACUCUUAAAUAUUGUAAUUGUUGUAGUUUUUGUGUAGUAAAACAUCUUGAGCAAAAUGAAAUAGAGAACCCAAAGUGCUGAUACAUUUUGGAAGUCAUUCCUAUUUGGUUUUUAAAACAGUUGCACUCCUGACUAAUCAGAAGAGAGCAUUGAUAUUUUUAAAGCGUGCAUGUCAUGUAUUAUACACACUCAGAUACUUUAACAUAAACCUGCAUUUCCAAGUAACUUGUUAAUCUUUCUGUUAAAAUGUUUACCUAUUACUUUGAUAAACAAGUAAUGACUUUGAGCCUUUUCUGUAAUGAGAAAUUUGCUUAGAUAGUCAUGAACCAGAGGAAAUUUUUUUUUUAUUUUUUUUUUUUUUUUUUGGUCAAGUAGUUGCUUUGAGAGUAGACUAUUUGAGCUAGAGAAAAAUUUGGUACUUGACUGGCUGGGAGAAUAGAUCCUUGUACACUCAAGAAUUAAGGCUGUGUUUUAUAGAAAAAAGUUUCUGGAUUGCUACACAGUGGAUAACAAAUGAAGUUAAAACUGUUGAAAUCCUGGGGUUUUCAUUGUACUUGGUUGGAUAUUUCCCCUUAAUUGGUGCAGGAGAAAAAAUAUUUAUUGAACAUAGCAAUUAGUUGUAUAAUUUGCUGUUCAUUAAAAAAAUUACUGACUUUUUGGUAUUGCAAUAAUGAUUGAAAAAGUUUUGUUUCAAGUCCUUUUUGGAAUUUUGAAAGUAUGGAUGGAAAAACCUACAACUACAUGUAAACCUUUUUUCUUCCUCAGUAAAAGUUAAGUCCACUGA
Molecule: messenger RNA, 10262 nt
Organism: Pseudopipra pipra
Lineage: Eukaryota; Metazoa; Chordata; Aves; Passeriformes; Pipridae
Gene: TRA2A
Product: transformer 2 alpha homolog
Exons: 8
Coding region: 8764-9288 (174 amino acids)
Biological process (GO): positive regulation of mRNA splicing, via spliceosome
Cellular component (GO): spliceosomal complex
Molecular function (GO): RNA binding
Source: RefSeq, a predicted model, not a curated record